UUCAUUCAUUAUAAGAUGGAGAAAGUUAGUACUACUCUUGUAUCAUUCCUCCUCUUUCUCCUUGAUUUGGUUCUUGAAAUAAUUCUAAUCAAGAAGAAAAGAAAAGUAGUAGAGCCAACUAAUGAUCAUGUUAAAAGAACAUCACUUGAUCUACCACCAGGUUCAAUGGGUUUACCUUACAUAGGUGAAACUCUUCAACUCUACACUCGAGAUCCAAAUAUCUUCUUCGCUUCUAAACAACAAAAGUAUGGAGAGAUAUUCAAAACCCGUAUCCUAGGAUGUCCUUGCGUUAUGUUAGCCAGCCCCGAGUCGUCUCGUUUUGUUUUGGUUACUCAAGCUCACCUCUUUAAACCUACUUAUCCUAAAAGUAAGAUGAAUUUGAUUGGACCUUCCGCAUUAUUCUUUCACCAAGGUGAAUAUCAUCUUCGCCUUCGAAAGCUCAUUCAAUAUUCAUUGUCACCUGACACCGUUAGGAAUUCGGUUACAAGAAUCGCUUCCUUGACCAACUCCGUCUUGGAUUCUUGGACCGGCCUUAGUGUUGUAGACACUUUUCAAGAAAUGAAAAAGCUAUCAUUUGAAGUGGGCAUACUUACUAUUUUUGGAGAUUUGGCGGAUCGAUAUAGGAAUGAACUCAAGAAGAAUUAUAGCAUAUUAAACAAAGGCUACAAUUCAUUUCCUACUAACCUACCAGGGACACCAUACCGAAAGGCGCUAUCGGCAAGGAAAAGACUAAACAAGAUACUAAUUGAGAUAAUUGAGGAGAGAAAAGAAAACAAAUCAUGUUCAAAUGGGAAAAACCUAUUAGGUUUCCUACUUGAUUCCAAAUAUGAUUUAAAGGAAGAUCAAAUUGCUGAUAACAUCAUAGGAGUACUCUUUGCAGCUCAAGACACAACUGCAACUCUCAUGACAUGGAUUGUUAAAUACCUCCAUGAUCAUCCCAAGCUUCUAAAGGCUGUUACCGAUGAACAAGUGGCAAUCUUGAAAUCGAAUAAUGGCUGCGAAAAUGAUGGAUUAACAUGGGCUCAAACAAGAAACAUGGAUAUAAGCAACAAGGUUGUAUUGGAGAGUUUAAGGAUGGCAAGCAUCAUAUCAUUUACAUUUAGGGAGGCUGUGGCUGAUGUAGAAUACAAGGGAUACCUUAUUCCUAAAGGGUGGAAAGUGAUGCCUUUAUUUAGGAAUAUUCAUCACAAUCCCGAUUUUUUCACCAACCCUAAAAGCUUUGAUCACUCGAGAUUUGAGAACGCUCCUAAACCUUACACGUUCAUGCCAUUUGGCGCUGGCGUGCAUGCGUGUCCUGGAAACGAGCUAGCGAAGGUCGAGAUGUUGAUCAUGAUUCACCACCUAGUAACCAAAUUUAGGUGGGAAGUAGUGGGAACUCAAAGUGGGGUUCAAUAUAGCCCAUUUCCAAUCCCUCUUCAAGGCCUUCCAGCCAGAUUUUGGAAGAGAGAAUCUUCAGCAACUUAAUUAAGCCUAUGCCCAAGUUUAAUUAAUCUAAGCCAUUUUAUAAUAAAUAUAAUGGCUAUAAUUAAUUUAUCAUAUCUUUCUUUAUUUCCCUUAUUAUUCUAAAGUUAACUAUGUAUGUCUUCAAUUUUUCUA
Impatiens glandulifera is the source of this 1596-nucleotide messenger RNA. Its product is annotated as abscisic acid 8'-hydroxylase CYP707A1-like. The record is from RefSeq and is a predicted model, not a curated record. Gene Ontology annotation, molecular function: (+)-abscisic acid 8'-hydroxylase activity; iron ion binding; heme binding. The coding region runs from base 16 to 1464 and encodes 482 amino acids. Lineage: Eukaryota; Viridiplantae; Streptophyta; Magnoliopsida; Ericales; Balsaminaceae. The transcript is spliced from 7 exons. Gene Ontology annotation, biological process: sterol metabolic process.